Molecule: messenger RNA, 676 nt
Organism: Syzygium oleosum
Lineage: Eukaryota; Viridiplantae; Streptophyta; Magnoliopsida; Myrtales; Myrtaceae
Product: 15.4 kDa class V heat shock protein
Exons: 2
Coding region: 114-524 (136 amino acids)
Biological process (GO): protein complex oligomerization; protein folding; response to salt stress
Source: RefSeq, a predicted model, not a curated record
CGAAGGCUGUCACCCUGGGCCUAUAAAUUGCUACAACACCAUGAGCCUCUCCCCUUCAUCUCUAUGGUCAAUCUCUACCCACCAAUAUACCACGAGCUGCCUCUUCUGAAUCCAUGGAGAUCCCAACAUAUGCGUCACCUGCAUGGAGUCACCUCUUCACAUCUCCCCUUCUUUCCCCCUAUCACUUCAUCCCAGAAAACUAUGUCCAUUGGGCACAGACCCCGGAGUGCCACAUCUUCUCUGCUGAUCUUCCAGGUGUGAGGAAAGAGGAGAUAAGAGUGGAAGUUGAGGACUCGAGGUACCUGAUGAUAAGAACAGAAGCUGUGGAGGAGUCAAGAGAGCCUGCCAGGAGUUUCAUGAGGAAGUUCAGGCUCCCUAACAUGGUGGAUGUGAACGGGAUUUCUGCUGGGUACGAGGAUGGGGUCUUGACUGUCAAGGUGCCAAGGUCUCUUGCCAGGAGGGGUUUCCUUAUUGACCCAGCUGAUGUGCCCGAGAGACUUGAGGUUCUUGCUAGGGCAGCUUGAAAUUUAUCCAAAAAAGGUUGUCUCUAGCGAAUGAUGUUGUGUUAGGUUUCUUGGGUCGAUGGAUUUGAUUCUUAGGACAUUUUUCUGGGAUUGCUGGGUUGUACAAAAUUUGAUUGGCAUGAAAUGGAAAACUUGAACUCUGUUCUUCUUAA